GCUGAUGGUCUUUUAGAAGCAUUUACGACCGUGUGCACACGCUCGCUGUGUGUGCGUGUCCUUUGCCUUGCCUGAACGCUUCAUGUUCCUCUUCUUCCAUGGCCAACAUGUCCGCCACAAUGGACAAGGCCAGCCGUGUUCUGGCGCAGGCCGUUCCUCCUGGCCUGUAUAAAUCAUACCGUGCUCGCGCAGCUCGUGGCAAAGUUCCUCACACGACUAUACACUACCGUGCGCGCGGCCGCCCUUCCAUUGAAGAAAAGGCUCAAAGCCAACAGUACCUCACUCUGUACAAGGAGGACGCCCUCGUUUCUUUCCUUGUAUAGAUGUCUGGUCUCGGACAGCCUGUGCGAAUCAAGUUUAUACGUUUUCUAGCCUUCUGCGUCACUCGCCAGCGACCCGAGAUAGACCGACCGCUGAAGCCGCCCGGUGAAAACUGGGCUCAUACUACGAUUGU
This is a messenger RNA of Macroventuria anomochaeta, 454 nucleotides long. RefSeq lists its product as uncharacterized. Bases 99 to 323 code for a protein of 74 amino acids. The record is from RefSeq and is a predicted model, not a curated record. NCBI's taxonomy places the organism in Eukaryota, Fungi, Ascomycota, Dothideomycetes, Pleosporales, Didymellaceae. The transcript has a single exon.